AUGUCGUCGCAGUCGGAUCCAGGAGCAACUUCCGCCCUCACUGCACCAACUCCACUAGCCGAAAAGCGACAAUGCCACUUUUCGGCUGUGUCUAGCAGAUGGUCCGGGAAAGGGUGUGUCGGGUGCGUAGGCGUUUUUUCGAAUCGCGAGAGCGGAGGAUCACGCGCUCGACUCGCGGGUUGGGUCGAUGUGGAAUCGUGGAGAAGCGUGGUCUCCAAAGAAGUCGGGUACGAGCUGUGGAAGCCGGUGGGCAAGGGCCACCAGGAUGAUACCGAUGGGUUCGAGAGCGACGAGUUAGCCGUCCGAGAGGAGGCUAAACGAUGUCCAAAGAACCGGAUAUGGCGAUGGACGUCGAGCUAUCCGUUGACGGGAAUCACAAUCAACUGGAUGGCCGAGUAUAUCGCCGAGUGGCCGGAAGAUUCUGGCGGAAUGAAAUACGGAAGGGAUAGUAAUGAUCGGUAA
Eremomyces bilateralis CBS 781.70 is the source of this 462-nucleotide messenger RNA. RefSeq lists its product as uncharacterized. The transcript is spliced from 2 exons. NCBI's taxonomy places the organism in Eukaryota, Fungi, Ascomycota, Dothideomycetes, Eremomycetales, Eremomycetaceae. The coding region runs from base 1 to 462 and encodes 153 amino acids. The record is from RefSeq and is a predicted model, not a curated record.